Messenger RNA from Branchiostoma floridae (Florida lancelet), 7493 nucleotides. Its product is annotated as myomegalin-like. NCBI's taxonomy places the organism in Eukaryota, Metazoa, Chordata, Leptocardii, Amphioxiformes, Branchiostomatidae. Bases 159 to 7493 code for a protein of 2444 amino acids. Gene Ontology annotation, cellular component: microtubule organizing center. The record is from RefSeq and is a predicted model, not a curated record. The transcript is spliced from 45 exons.
GUUUCACCUGAAAACCAACACGCGCAUGCGUCAUCAUUUAACAAACAUGGCGGCAAAAUUGUCGUAACGAUUUUUAACAGUUCGGAAAACUCUCGUUUUGGUGGGCUUCCACGCCCUCAAUCUUACAUUUAGUUCAGCGAUUGUGAUUCUCACAAGCCAUGAUGGACUCCGUAGUAGGAGAGGAUCCAACCCUGCCGCUAGAUUUUAACCACAGUACCAACCUGACCAGCCUGCCAGACAACACCAUGGAUGGCAGUCAGCAACAAUCGUUGCGGAACGUAAGCAGCGGACGCAUGUCACCUGUCCGACCCCGCACCAUGAGAGACUACGAAGAGCAAAUAGCAGAACUGAAGAAAGAAAACUUCAGCCUGAAGCUGCGCAUCUAUUUCAUGGAAGAGCGCAUGCAGCACGGAGAAGAGGAGGACAUUGAGAAAACUAACAUUGAGCUGAAGGUUGAAGUUGAAAGUUUGAAAAAAGAGCUACACGACAAACAGGAGCUUCUAGUUAAAGCAUCACAAGCAGUAGAAACGCUCGCAGCGCAGAACGAUGCAGCGGUGCAGCAGGUUCGGCAGGACCAUGGCAGGGAGCUGCAGCAGCUGCGCCACCAGUAUGAGUCCAGACUCACCUCUGCUCAGGAGGAGAACACUCUUCAGAAAAGAGUUGAUGAGGAAACGGAAGGCAAGAUCCUUGACCUUGAAGCUGCUAACCAGGAACUUCAGAACAAGCUGCGCGACCUUGAGAAAGUCAAACAGGACAAGAAGAACCUGCAGGACUCGUCUAAGGAAGCUCUCCAAGAUAAGAACAGUUUACCCCAUGCUCAGUCAGACACAGAAGACUGUUGUUCAUGUUCCCAUCAUAACGACAGGGACUCUUGCAACUGUGUAGACAGAAGCUUUACCCCGAAAAAUACCGACACAGAUCCCAGAACGUUGUUAUGGGUGAUUGACCAGUUGAACCACGCCCUGCGCACCAAGGACCAACUCAUCCAGCAGCUGAACCAGGACAAGGCUGACCUUGUGGCCGAGAAAGUCAAACCUCUCGAAGCUCAAGUUCAGAACCUGACUCAGGAGCUCAGGGUCAAGGAGGGAAACAUGCAGGAUGACAUUAACAGAUAUCAGCAGCAAGUGGAGGUCAGCAAAAAGAACAAUCAGGAAAUCCAGGCCCUUCUUGAGGACCAGCAGAGGAAGCUGGAUGAGUAUGAGAUCGCGGCUGGCCAGAUGACCCGCGAUCACGACAAGAAGGAGAAGGAAAUCAAGGAGUUAGAGAAGCUUGUGUUGGAGGCUGAGGAUGAGAAUGAGGAGCUUAAGAGGAAACUACAAGACAUGGACUCUGAUGUUAAACUCCAGGAGCAGAAUGCUCUCAAACGGGACAAAGCCAUCCAGGGUCUGACGGCGGCCAUUCAGAACAAGAGCAAGGAGAUUGAUGAGCUGUGUGAACAGAUAGAAGAACUUCAGCAGAGUCUGGCCCAGGCCAGGGAGACUGCACACAAGGCACAGCUACAGCAGUUCCAGGGGGUUGAAGAACAACAGCAGGCCCUCAGUGACAAGGAGGCUGAGAUCACUGGUCUGCAGGGCAAGGUUCACGAAAAGGAUGCAGAAAACCAGCAAUUAAAAAAGAGCCUGAGAAAAAAGGAGCAGGAGAUUGACCAGCUCCAGCAGGCAGCUCAGGAGGCAGACGACCAGGCUGACGAGGCCCUCAGGGACAAGGACAGGCAGCUGAGGGACCUUCAGAAACAGCUAAAGGAUACCAGGUCUAGAGCAGACACGGAUCGAGAAAACAUCACCCAACAACACAAGACCCAGUUGGAGGAGACUCAGAGACAACUACAAAGUAAAGAGCAGAUCAUCCAGAGAUUGUCUGCCAGCAUCCAGGAGAAGGACAAAGUCAUCCAGGAGUACAUGCAGAUGGCUCAGGAGCAGGAGAACUCACGGGAUCCCUACUCAGAGAACAAGGACAGCAUCAUCCAGCGGCUGAGAGAGCGGCUGAAGGAGCGCGACAAGGCUGUGGAGGAUGCAAUAGAGGAGAAGUUCCGCACCUUAGAAGCCAAGGAGAAUGACCUUCGCCACCUCAGGGUCAGCCUGCGUGAGCGAGAGAGAGAGCUGGAGCGAGCUAACUCUCUUCUUGCUGGAAAUGAGGAAACCAUCAAUAACCUUGAUGGUAUAAUCAAAGAGAAGGAUGUGGAACUGAGACAGCUUCUGAACCAACUCAAGAGCCAGCAGCGCACCAAUGCUGCCACAGCUGAGGAGCAUGCCCGUGCUCUGCUGGAGAAGGAAGCUGUGAUAGAACAGCUGCAGCACGCACUCAGCAGUAGGGACAAGGAUAUCAAGAAGUUGAGCCAGUCUCUACAGAGCAGCCCCCAGUCCAAGCCCAGAGUGGAUGCCAUGAUUCAGGAGCUCAAAGACAAGCUGGACGAGAGGGACAGAAUGUUGCAGGAGGUAAUGGACGAGAGAAGGAGGGCGUCGUCAGAUGGCCACGCCCACACACAGAGACUUCUGGGUACUAUCAAAGACAAAGAUAACAUGCUGAAGGAGGCCAAUGAGAGAUACAACCAGGUGGUAUCUGAGAAAAAUGGUGAGAUCCAAAAACUCCAGCAGAGACUCAACAAGAGAGAAGCAGAGCUACAGAGUCUGACCAGUGCUCGAGACUGGACAGAACAGGAGCAAAACAAACUGCUGGAGAAGAUGAGGGCAGCACUCAGUGAUAAAGACAGGACCAUUGAGACCUUGGUGGAUAAUGCGAGGGAAAAGGACAAGCUGCUAUCCCAGCUGCAGAUGUCCGGCCCCUCGCAGCUGCGGGGCGAGCACCUGGCAGACACAGUCAGGCAGCUGAAGGACGACAUCAGGAAGAAAGAUGAGCUGAUUGACCGUCUGCAGUCGUCCAGUACAUCAGGCUACGUGUCCACUGAGGACGAUCCCUACGUCCAGUCUCUUCGUAAGGAGCUGGCCAGUAAAGCCAGGCUGCUGUCAGAGACAACGGCUGCUCUACAGUCCUUGCGUGACCAGAAGCCAUCCCAGGGGGAUGUACAGCAGCAGAUGGCACAGCAGACACAGGCCCUUAACAAUGCCCUUAAAGCGGAGAAGCAAGCCAAGCUGGAACUGGCCAAAGUACGUAGAAAAGCUCAGGAACAGGAGGAAGACCUGGGCACCAAGCAGGAGAACAUUGAUGCACUCAUCGAUGCAGUCAGGGCUAAAGACGACAUCAUCAAGGACCUGGAGAGAAAUCAGUUGUCCUCCAGACCAGCACUGCGAGGGGACCAAUCACCAAAGGCCAAACAACAGCUGCAGAGAGGUCUUCAGGAUCAGCUUGAAGAGACCAAGAAGCUGAAUGAGCUGCUGGAUUCAGAACGGAGAAUCUACCAGGACCUCAUCAAGUCUUACAGGGACGAGCUGGGAGCAACAAGAGAUUCUCAAAGCCGAGCGCUGGACAUAGAGCUGGCGGCAGUGCAGACCCUGCGCAGGCAGCUGGAGGAUUAUGUCAGGAGGAACAGCGAGCUUCGGGCCGAACUGGAGAGGAACAUCAACCAGGCAGCACAACAAGUGCUGGAGGCAACAGACUCUCUACGAGACCGUCCUCGGGUCCAGACGUGGAACGCUGCUCUACAGACAAGCAUCGACGACCUGAGGCCGCAGUUUGAGAAAAACAUUCAGACGAGCCCAAAUACACGCUCGACAGACAUUGAGAUCUCCCUCCCCAGUCCGUUGGACGCGUUGAGCGUUUCGGAAUUCUCUACAGCCGAGCUUAAGAGCGAGGUCGCUCGCUUGAGGGGACAGCUACGCAGGAUGCAAGCAAUAAACGACGACUUACAGGCACGUUUGAACGGUGCCAUAAGUGAACAAGUCAGGUCCAUCCCUGUAGGGGAAAACAUCGCAGAGCAACAGACUCUACCCAAACUUGCUAAGGAACUGGAAAGACUAGAGGCCGAGCUUGACAACGCACAGAAGGAAAACCAAGCUUUGCAGGAGGAGCUAGAGGGUGUGAGGAGCAUGACGCCCAUGGGAGAGAAGGGGCUUUUGGCAGAAGUGCAACAGCAGCUAGAGGAUGCAAUAAUGCAGCUAGAGAAGAGCGAAGACGACAAGCUAGCACUGGAGAAGCAGGUAAAAAUGAGCUCUCCCAGCCCGUACCAGGCACAGAUCAGACAACUGGAGAACAAGGUGAUGGAGCUCAUCGAGGAAAACGAACAGCUCAUGAAAGAGUCGCCAGGAAGCAGGUCGGACGAAGAGGUGGACGCCAUGUCGGAGAAGGACCUGCGGACUGAGGUUAAGGGUCUUAAGGACCGUCUUAAAGCUUCCGAAAACCUUGUGGACCUCCUUAAGAAACAGCUGGAGAUGAACUCCGAUCCUGAAAGCGACACUCCAGGGUUCAACCCCGAGCUGAUCGUGCAGCUCGCAGAGGAGAUAGAGAGAUUGAAGGGACAGCUUGAGCAGGCUCGGGGGAGUCAGGGAGAAGUUAGGGACAGGGAGGAAGAAUACUCAGACACCUCCUCACAACUGCCUCGAAAGAGCAAGCUGCCUGUCCUACAGAAGGGAGUGCCUCACGACGCUAACGCAGCUUUGAGACAGCAGAUUGAACAGUUGAAAAUGUCUGAGAAGGAGCUUAAGCUUCUAAACAGAAGAUUACAAGACAAGCUUACCGCCACGGAGGGCACGGUGCGUGCCCAAGCACAGAAACUCAAGACGUACAGAAAGAUGCUUGAAGACGCGGGACUGGUCAAGAAAGUUCCCCGCAAGGCGCAGAGCGAUUCCAACAUUCCCAUGAGCCUCCAAAGGUUCCACAGUCGCUACGCUUCCCAGGAGGGGUUGGACGAUUCGCUGCUGUCGCCCGGUAUUUCCCCGGGGGCGUCUCCGAUGACGCGAUCGCCGGCCACGAGCCUUCUGAGUCUGGAGACCCUACAGGAGUACGGGAACACAGACAACGUGGACGAGCUGAAACAGCAGGUCGCUCAGCUCAAGCAGAGGCUGGAGAAAUCCCGCAGGAUGAUCAGGGGGAUGCAGUCUAGGAUGCGUGGACGUUCCGACGGACAGCUCACGCCAAACCGGUCCUUCGCCCGCUCUAUGGAGACUCUGUCAGAACCAUCGACCAAUGGGGACGCCUUCGAGAAGCUCCGACGGCAGGUGGAGGACCUGAGACAACAGCUGAAGGAGAGCAACGACCUCAACAAGACUCUCGCUGACCAGCUGUCGGUGUCACCCCAGAAGGACACACUCGUCCAGACGCAGGCCAAGGAGCUGUCUCAGCUGCGCAAACAGCUGCGGGACAGCCGCGAGAUGUGCCACCUGCUGCGGGCGCGGCUGGAGGAGCUCACCCGCACGCUGGAGCACCUGCUGUCCGCCAGCGAGGGCGGCGACCCCGACCUGCUGAACCUGACCCAGCAGGAGGCGGAGGGCGUGAUGGCCGAGCUGGAGCGCAGCAUGCACCUCGCCAGGACACUCAAGGACAGGCUGGACGACAACGCGAGCUCUGCCUCGGAUGACUCGUCCCUGCGGAGCCUGAAGGACCAGUACCAGCAGAGCCUGCAGGUCAACCAGGAGCUGCGGGAACAGCUGCAGGAACAGCUCAGGCAGCUGCAGGACAGACCAAGCCCUACCCCACUAAAGCAGGAGGUAGCGGAGCUGAGGUCAGCCCUGGAGGAGCAGCAGGACCAGUACCAGCACCUGCAGGGACAGGUGGCCGACGCCCAGCACCUGCGACGCCAGCUGGCCGAGAACCAGCGCACAGCCGUGGAGCUGAAGGACGAGUUAGAGAGAGCCACGAAAGAUGCCAAAGAGAAGAACAACAUGAUCAGCCGGCUGCGUUCCCAGCUGCGCAGGACACGACCCGUCGGCUCCACCUUCCCACCGUCCGCCUCGGACCAGGCCAGCACCGGCUGGGACAGCGACCAGUCCAACCAGGGCGCUUCCGACGACUUCAGCGGGAUGCACCGCGUCGGCAGCGGUCGGUCAGCCAACCACGGCUCGCAGACCACCAGCGGGAGUGAGGACAACAGGGGGGAACAGCCACUACAGAGGACGCAUCCUCCCAACGGGGGUGAUGAGUACUCAUUGGAACAGCCAGGAAGAAGCCAGCCCAUGUCUGGUGAAGACAAUUUCAUGUUUGCUCCACGGGAGAAGGUCAUCCCUCCCAGUAUACACAGCAGCAAAGACGACGUGUGUGGGCGUGGCCGUCUCCACGACAACAGAGGGUACUCCUCAGACGAGGAGUCGACGACGAGCACUCAGACUUUCACGUCGGUGUCGCGCCACGAGUCGGACCAUCCCGGCGACAGCGAGCAGGAGGGUGUGAACAGCGAGAGAGGGAUGUACCCGUCGCGCCAGCUCCCGUCCAAGUUUCUCCAGGCUUCCGCGGGGCACGGCUCGUCCACGACCGUUUCCACGGAGACCCACGGAGAGAUGGAGCUGCUGCAGAGCAGGCUGCGCGCGAGCGACCAGAUCAACCGCUCGCUGCGGGCGGAGCUGGACACCUACAAGAAGCUGCGGGAGAGCACGGAGACCAUCCACAGCCACGGAUCGGCCUCCACGCCGACGUCGGGUUUCCAUGGCGACAGCAGGGGGCGGGACCUGCUGGAGGAACACCUGGCUGAACUGCGCGCGUUGCGAGCGAGGCUUGAGGACUCGCUGAGCUCCAACGAGCAGCUGAGGCAGGAGUUAGAGGAUAAAAUAUCCAGCAUGAGCAACAGAGGAGGCCAGACCAACAUCUACGUCCACAGCAACUCCGGUGUGGACCAUCAGGAGUUCCCCGACAACGCCUCACACGGCUCCCAGUCUCACAUGUCCGACAAACUCUCCCUGCUGUCUGACAAAACCACACAGGUGGAUCGUCUACAGGCUGAACUGGACCAGAAACACCAGAUCAAUGAGAAACUAAAGGCAGACAUGUCCAGACUCCAGUCCCAGUUGACAGAGAAGGACCAGCUUAACCAGCAGGUUCAGGAGGACAACACCAGACUGCAGACAGACAUGUCCAAACUGCAGAAACAGCUGGCAGAGAGGGACAGGCAGACACAGAAGACACAGGCUGAGUUUACACAGCUGCAGAGGGACCUGUCGAGCCUGCAGGGUCAGCUGCAGGAUGUGUCCCAGCUGCAGAACCAGCUGUCAGACAGGGAGAAGCAGAACCAGAUCCUGCAGACAGAGGUGGACAGUCUGGGGGCAGAGCUGGCUAACAGGGACAUGGAGAACGACAAGGUGUCAGCAGAACUCAACAAAGCCAAGAAGGAGAUCAGCAGACUAAGACAGGAGUUGUCCAGACUACAGGACCAGUUAGAAGAACACCAGCAGGUGGCCGACUCCCUAAGGCUGGAGCUCAGGCUGUAUGAGAAGCUCUACAAGAAGGCACAGACAGCCGACGCAGGUGUGAACGGGUUCAGCAGUAGUGAUGGUACAGGAGGGAGAGACACCAUGGCUGGACUGGACCUGUCUGGACUGCUGGAGGAGAUGCGCAGGCUCAGGGAACAGGUAGGACAAGGCAAUAUCACUCGGGAUAACAACUCGGGAUAA